Molecule: messenger RNA, 813 nt
Organism: Triticum aestivum (bread wheat)
Lineage: Eukaryota; Viridiplantae; Streptophyta; Magnoliopsida; Poales; Poaceae
Exons: 2
Coding region: 273-593 (106 amino acids)
Source: RefSeq, a predicted model, not a curated record
UCUCCGCUCCCUCUUUCCUCUUCGCGGUGGAGUCACGGUAAACCCUAAAUUUGUGAAAGCAAGUCUGAAGACCGCCCUCUGUCGACUCGAGAGGCGCUCGGCAUCCCCCACCUGCCCCCGCCGCUGCGCUUCCCGAAGUUGUCGCCGCCCCCAAGUCCUUCUCGUCGCUGCAGCGUGGCCGUGCUCCUCCACGUGCCAUUCUCCUUGCCGACCUGCUACUGCGCCGCCUUGCCGUCUCGCUCCACCCUGCCCCGCAACCCAGAUCCGCGCCGAUGGGGAGCACCGAGAGCGACGUGUCAUCCACAAUGUAUGGCGAUGUCCAAUCUGAAGUCCCCCAGCCAUCUUCAUCUCCUGUGAAGCCCGCCUCAACUUCGUGCCGAAAGACGAACUCCGUCAACACCUCUUUUGUCACGCAACUAAGAGAUCACUUCCACGAGUUUAUUCAUGCCUCCAUGGACGAACACAGGACAUGCUUAACAAACACUGUCAAGAAAUUGUUUGCGAUGUCAAAGGCCGUCGCAGAGAGAACCGCUGGGGCAAAAGAAGCUGGAGCUGAAAGCGUUUUGCCACUUCAGAGUGAAGUGUCGCGGUAGAAACAUACUCCGUAUGAUGCAAUGUCAGUUCUCUGUACUGAAAGUUUGUCGCUGUCACUAAGCAUAACCCUCAAGUCAAACAGUAGAGUUUCAAAUUUUUGGUGAAUAUAUUAUGUACAGUUACAUCAUGCUGUCGUCUUUUGACUGUCUAUGCAAGAAGAGAAACACUUCUUUCUCUUCUAUCUAUAGAUAGAAUCAGGCUACCCAACACUUGUUUUUU